Molecule: messenger RNA, 483 nt
Organism: Chaetomium strumarium
Lineage: Eukaryota; Fungi; Ascomycota; Sordariomycetes; Sordariales; Chaetomiaceae
Exons: 4
Coding region: 1-483 (160 amino acids)
Source: RefSeq, a predicted model, not a curated record
AUGGCAGGCACGUCCCGUCUCGCCGCCAAGCUCCUCAGCGUCGGCGGAAAAGCCCUGGUCGGAGGCACCGCGUCGGUUCUCACCAACGCCACGGAGCGCGGCGUGUCCAACGCCUUCUACGGCACCAACUUUGCAGCGGGCGCCGCCGUUGCCGCGCUCGUGGGCGUGAUUGGGCUCAAAGGACCCAGCUCGCCUAACAAGUUGCCGGGCAUCAACAAGUUUGAGGGAUCGUUCAAGCUGCGGGCGUUCACGGGCGUGCGGUCGGUGCUGGCGCCCAAGCCGACGAAUCCGUGGGCGGUUCCAGGGAUCACGACGCAGAUUCUGAAAGCGGCGGCGGCCACGGCUGGGGGGUUGGCUUCAUAUGGGUAUAAGAAGACUGGGCUGGACUGUCUGGACAAGGAGGUUAAUGCCGCGUUGAAGACUUUUUGGGAAGAAUUUUGGGGUACCAGCCAUCCAUACUGGGUCGGUAUGAAGAGGCACUAG